This is a messenger RNA of Rosa chinensis, 3988 nucleotides long. Its product is annotated as phosphatidate phosphatase PAH2. The transcript is spliced from 12 exons. NCBI's taxonomy places the organism in Eukaryota, Viridiplantae, Streptophyta, Magnoliopsida, Rosales, Rosaceae. Bases 370 to 3495 code for a protein of 1041 amino acids. The record is from RefSeq and is a predicted model, not a curated record. Gene Ontology annotation, molecular function: phosphatidate phosphatase activity.
UAAAAUAGAGAAAAAAAAGAAAAGAAAAAAAAAUGAAAAUGAUGGUUGGGAUUUUAAUGACGAAUGGUUUGACGGCACAUUCGAAUAAUUAAGACCGAAUAUGCUCCAACCGCUAAUGUCUUCCUCUUGCGUCUUGGUUUUCUGCUCAUCAACUACUUUCUUUAAUUGGAGUCUGGCGGAUUGGUCAUCUGGGUGGUCUCAAAGAUUGAAUUUUGAGGUAGUUUUGGUGGUUGAUUGAAUUAAAGUCUGGUGCUUUGAGCUAUUUAGCCUGAAGAUUAGAUUUCUUGAGGAAUUCAACAGGCUUUGUAAAUUAUGAUUGAGUUUCGAGAUUUUGGGAAUUGGGUGGUUUGAGAAAUCAAAGAGGGGAGGAUGUACGCGGUUGGGAGGUUAGGGAGCUACAUCUCGAGGGGGGUAUACACCGUCUCGGGGCCCUUUCACCCUUUUGGUGGAGCUGUGGAUAUUAUUGUAGUUCAACAAGAAGAUGGGAGCUUCAAGUCUUCGGCAUGGAAUGUCAGGUUUGGCAAGUUUCAAGGAGUUUUGAAGUCCAAGGAGAAGGUGGUGAACAUUUGUGUAAAUGGAGAGGAGGCUAGUUUCCACAUGUAUUUGGAUAAUAAAGGGGAGGCCUACUUCCUUAGGGAGGUUGAUGCAAAAGAAGGGGAAUCUGUGUUGUUUCCUUCCACGUCUUCCAGUGAUGAGACGGAUGAGCAAUCUCGAGAAAAGAGGCAGCCAGUGAAGUCCAAAAGUUGCAAGUAUGAUGCUGAAAGUUUGAUUGUUGAUCACAAUAAUAAGUGCAAUGGGAAGGUAUUAUCCAGGACAAAUUCCCGGAAGUCGCGGAUAUUUGGGAUAUUUGGAAGCAGGUCAAUGAAGGAGAGAAUGACGGUCAACGAGGAGGCAGAGGGUGACAAUAGCACGAUUGGAAGGGUGGAUUCUUUGGAGCGUGCAGAGUUUGCGGCCAACCUUUUGGAGGUGAAAUGGUCCACUAGUCUUGCCACCAAGAAAAACAGGAAAGAGGGUGGUUCUCGUCUCUCUUGUCCUGAUAUUUUGGAGAGUGGAGUUGAUGAAGAUAUGCAGAUUAGUUCUGAGCACCGCCGGGUUUGCUCAUCUCUACCUGAUUGUGCUUUGCAGGAGGCGACUGCCUUCUGCAAUUCCCAAAUAGGCAAUGAUCCUCUGUCUCGCUUUGACAAAACACCUAGUUAUGCGGAGGAAGCUAGUCUAAUUUCAUGUUUAAACACCCCGAAUAUAGUGUCUAGAGUAUGCAUAGAAUUGGAUGAGUCUGGGGCAACUGAAAAUGAUGGAAAUGUAAAGGCACUCGUACCCAAUAUCACAGGUUCGGAUCCUACAAUUCCACACUCACUAGAGGUGGAAGCAUUUCCAUUUCCUGGAAAGCGUUUUGUUGGACAGGUUUUUGAUGACAAAGGUGUUGUACUAGCUGGCUGUGGCAUUUCCGAGAAGGGCGGUGGAAUAGAUAGAGUUGAAUCCUUUAUUUACUGUCAAUCAUCAGAGAGUGCAGUAGUGGGAACAUAUGGUUCCAGCGAACAAACUCAUGAAAAACUUUACAUUGCUAGAGGAGAUUGUGGAAAAGUUCAUGUUCAUGCCGAAGCAGUACAUGCCAGAACUGAACUGCUAUCUAAGGAAGCAGUUACUGAGCAGUUUGUUGAAGAUAUUGCCUUAAAGGUGCAACCAUUGGAGGCUCCUGAAACUUAUUCUCACGAAACAGCUCAUCAUUCUUGCAUAGGUAACCAUAAUGGGGACCUUGGAGGGCCAGCAAAAGAUCCAGAGCACUGUAGUCAAAUGGUCCAUAUUAAUGCAUUGCCUGAUUCAGUUGAGAUUGAAUCACGUAUCCUACCUAGGUUAAGCAAUUCUGACCAUCAAGUUCAAGAUGAGAAAGAAUUUAAAGGCGAAGAUAUCACAUGUGAUGUCCAAACCUCUCCCGGGUACAUUAGUGGUUCUGAAAUCACUCAAGCCACAAGUGUGGUGCCACCAGGGAGAUUAGAAGAAGAACAAUUCCUUUUCAGUGACUCUGACGAACUCAACACCACUAAGGUUCAAUGCACGGAGUCAAGUUCUUCACAAUGUGUAGAUGGAGAAAUUAGUGUCUUGUAUGGUCCAGAUGGCAGUAAAGAAUUUAAUGGGUCAGCAGUCAGUACAAAUUAUGAAUCAUACUCAUCUCCAGAAAAGUUUGCUCAAGAAAUCCCCUCAACUGGUUUUGAGAAAGUUAUAGGUAAACUGAAGGCAACAUCAACUACAGUCGACAUCCCCAGAAAUCAAAAGGCUGCUGAUAAGGAAGUUGGGAUGCUGGUGGGAUCAUUGCCCAGUAUGUGGCAUCAGACUGACAAUUUGAGUGCAUUGGAUCUUGAUGCUCCUUUAAGCCAUUCGCUGGACUCAAAAGCCAAAACCUUGAAGUGGAUACAGCAAAAUAGAGAUGAUUUGAGCUGUAUAAAGUUGGACAUAGAGCAACAGUUACCUCUGGUGAAGCUAGACGCUGAGAAUGCUGAGGGUACAGAGGAGCUCAAAGAUGUUCCCGGCAGUCCUGCACUAGGAGAUCCAUCAAAAGCUAGUGUUACCCCUAGUGGAAGCUGGAAACUCUGGCCUUUCCGUUUCAGGAGAACAAAUUCCCAGAAGGCUAUGCAACCAAAUCUGAAUGAUUGUGGAAGUCCUGAAGUUGAGAAUGCUUCAGAGAGCGUGGUUGGUGUGGAUAGUAGUAACAUUGUGCUUACACCAAAGGGGAUGAAGAAAACAGAAAGGGCAACCUCUCCAACAUCUGAGCAGUUGGCAUCCUUAAAUCUAAAUGAAGGGAGAAAUACAGUAACUUUCACAUUUUCUACUGCAAUGCUAGGAAAGCAGCAGGUUGAUGCCAGAAUUUAUCUUUGGAAAUGGAAUACUCGUAUAGUGAUCUCAGAUGUGGAUGGGACAAUCACAAAAUCAGAUGUUCUAGGUCAGUUCAUGCCCUUGGUUGGUGUAGAUUGGUCACAAACAGGUGUCACACAUUUGUUUUCAGCCAUUAAGGAAAAUGGAUAUGAAUUACUUUUUUUGAGUGCACGUGCCAUUUCUCAGUCCUCUCAGACGCGACAAUUUCUGUUUAACCUUAAGCAGGAUGGGAAGGCUUUACCUGAUGGGCCUGUUGUUAUUUCUCCAGAUGGACUUUUUCCUUCUCUUUUUCGGGAAGUUAUCCGGAGGGCUCCUCAUGAAUUCAAGAUUGCAUGCUUAGAGGAUAUCAAAUCACUGUUCCCUUCUGAUUGCAACCCGUUCUAUGCUGGUUUUGGAAACAGAGAUACUGAUGAAUUCAGCUACCUUAAGGUUGGAAUCCCCUUGGGUAAAAUCUUCAUCAUUAAUCCCAAGGGUGAGAUUGUUGUGAACCGCCGUGUUGAUGCAAAGACAUAUACCUCCCUUCAUGCUCUCGUAAAUGGCAUGUUCCCCCCCACAACCUCCUCACACGAGCAGGAGGAUUUUAAUUCGUGGAAUUUCUGGAAACUCCCACCACCUGAUGUCAGUUGAGGUGUAAAACAGUCUUUGGCCUUCUUUGGUCCUCUCUAGAUAUGUAAAUAGAUGAGUUUUGCGACGCUUGUUUCAGAAUUGUCAAGGUAAAUUCCAACUUCACAUUUGCUUAAUCUGUCAGAAACUCAGUGUGGAGUUUUGGUUGUAGAAUGACAGUGCAGCAUCCAAUGAACUUUCAGAAUAUGAUCGCUGAAGUUCUGCUUUGCUUCAUUUUUGCUGAGCUGGCUGAUAUAGUGGCGACUCGAAGCAAUAUAUGGAAGACAUACAGAAAAACAGUUGGACGGAGGGAUCCUGCUCCAGUUGGUCUCGUUGUUUUUCUCUGUUAAAUCCAAUUUUGUCUAGUUCACGUAUUUUAGUCCCAUGAACACUUCGAUUUGUAAGUAUUAUUGGACACCGACAUGGGUAAUAGGCUGUUGCACAUAUUUCAUGUACAGAAAUUAUUUAUAAAUGUAAAUUCAUUUUUCAUAUCCUAUACAAUCGUUCUGAUCCUUUC